UUGCCAUCCUAGAUGGUCCCAGACAUGCUCUAUUGGGUUAAGGUCCGGGCUACGUGCAGGCCAAUUCGGGGUAGGUAUCUCGACCUAUUCUAAGUACUGCCGAAUCACUCUAGCAGCGUGUUGUCACCGAUAUGAGGCAUAUAGGGCACUACAUGGGGCUCUAGGAUAUUGGUUAUGUACCAGUCAGCAUUUAGUCUACCAUCAUUCACUGGUACUAACUCCGUGCGACACUCGAAAGAAAUUCAUCACCAAACCAUGAUAGAGCCACCACCAAAGCUUUAAUUUUGACAAAAAUUAACCUGAUCGUGCCGUUCACCACGUCGCCUAUAUACUGAUACACGCCUAUCUGAUGAAUCUUGAAAUCUUGAUUCAUCCGUGUAUAAAAUAUUGGACCAAUCUUGAAUAUUCCAAUUUGCCUGUUCUCGAGCAAAUUCCAAUCUUGCUAUUCGAUGUUCUCUAGUAAGACGUGGACCUCUAGCUGGCACUCUUCCUCUUAUACCUGCUUCUCUCGGCUUAUUUCGAAAUGUUUGUAGGCUUAUGUUAGCCAACAGAUCUGUUUGCAGCUUUGGAGAGGUGGUAUGCCUAAUUCUUAACCCCGUUAACCUCAAAUAACGAUCAUCUACUACCGAAGUUACCCUUCCGCGGCAUUGUCCGGGUCUUCUGGUUAGCUGCUCUGAUUUUUGGUAGCGAAUAACAACUCUGGAUAUGGUGCUUCGUUGAACUCCAAUUACCCCGGCGACGUAUCUUUGACUGCGGCCAUCUUGUAUGAGCGCGAUGAUUCUAGCGGCUUCUUCAUUCGUCACAUGUCUUGUUAAACGUCGAGGCACAUCCAUUAUUAACAAAAUAAAUUCAAAUUUUCACUACACAAUAACACAAUUUGCUUAGAAAGUUCUCGAUCUCAAAUCAUUCUCCAAGACAGAAUUGAUUUACUCGAACAUCUUUGCUUCCAAAAAAAUUUGUAAGAAAUUGUGAUAUUGUUUGCCCAUGAUAAGAAAACAGAAAUAUCUAUUAAGUUAAUACAUAUACAGAUUGUCCCAAAAAAACUAAAAUUAAGUAUUAAAAAUAUCCUAAAAUACCAGUGAUGCGAUAAUUUUUUUGGUCUGUAUAUUUAUCACUUUUCUCUAAUUCUCUGAUUCUGUCCUUUCAGUCUGCUUCAUCUUCAAGUGUCGAAUAUUCGGUCAUUUCGUUUUCUAUUUUGGAAAAAAGUGUUGCAUCUUUAUAUUUUUGAAUAUUAUCAACUCAUAUUGUUUUUAUCGCGUUGUUAUACAUGUUAUCACGAAGAGGCUGAUACGAGAAUUUUCUUCCACUUGAAAAAAUGUUCAUCUCCCCAAAAAAUUUCCAUUAAAUCUAUAGAUACUAUAGAUAGUUGUACACAUCUACACGAGUAUUAGGUCGGACUCUUCCGGGCUUCCCUGCCUUCACAAGAUCUGAUUAUACGAGGUCUGGCUAUUAAAUAACGAGACUGGUUACGAAAAAGGGUUUUAUUAUAAAAAUUCUUCUACAUUGGAAUACUGUCCUCCCCUCGCCACACACCUUUCCCUACGUUUUUUUUUUCAUUGAUCGAAGCAGUGCAGGAAGUCUUCUUUGGUGAAGGUCUUCAGAAGCACUGCCGUUUUUUGCUUUACCGCUUCCAUCGACUCAAAUCGGGUCCCUUUUUGAAGUAGAUCUUUUCAAGGAAAUCUGAGGAGACCUGUGGACGCAUACGACAUUUUUCGUGUGUAAUUCCUCGUGUAAAAUUUUUGUAACCGUUUCUUUAUCAUCAUCCGAAUGCUCAUUCGACGAUCUGCACGCAAAAUUUGAUUGAUUUUGGUCACUGUUUCCGGAGUUGAAACAAUCACAGGGUGACCUGGGCCCUGGUGAUUUUCAGUGCUCUAUCGGUACUUACUAAAGCGCUUACACCGCUCAAAAACACGCGGACGAGUUGGAGAAUUGUCCCCAUAGGUCUUUUGCAACAAUUUAUAGCACUCAGUCGAUGUUUUUUUUUUUCAAUUUAACGAGAAAUUUGAGAUUGAUACGUUUUUCCGGCACGAGAAAAAAAUCGUUCGUUCCAAACCGCUACUGCAUAAAUACUAUAAUAGUAACGGAAACGUGUUUUGAGACGUGCAUAGACAAGAUAUCUAGAUACCCAAAGCACUACUCGUUUUUAACCCCACCCGUGUACGGCGCCUUCUAGUUGCGCAGCCUCGCUAUUUAAUAGCCAGACCUCGUACAGUAGAUUUUGUUCGCAAAGGAAAAAUCAAACCAGUCAACAUUUUAAUACAGAAAUUGAACAUUUUACGUAUCCGAAAAACAUGAAUGACGAAGAGAAAACAGAUUUUAUGCAAAGAUUUACCAACGAAAUGUAUAAUAUAGACAAAAAUAAUGUUGAUACUGCAAGAUUUGGGUAUAAAGACCCAACAGCACCUUCAAAAGUUGAAGAAAUUCUUGGCCAAUUAAAUGGAGAAGAAACUGAAAACUCGGAAAAUGAAAACCGUUGUGAUAUCGAUGAAAUUGAUUUCGACGAUUAUCAAUAAUAAUAUACUAAGUUUGAGAAUAAACUCCCGUCAAUUAUUUUAUUGUUUGAAUUACCGGCUCCUGGACUAUCAAGUUCAUUUUUGGCGUUUUGCGCUACCCAUUCAUUCCUCAUUUACACUCUAAAACCGGGCGAAGGCGAAACGACAACCAGCAGCGGUAGCCGAUCUUCCACCAGAUCUAGUGUGCUAUGUGUGUUUAUACUACUACGCGCUUUCAUAACAAACGCUAAUCGACAUGCGAAUGGGCACAUUCAAUCAGUGCCGGCUAGAUUGUGAUAUGUGUAUACGCAGCGCGCGAAAAUCGAAAAAUGUUUAUUCAGUGCCUCGUCGUUCAAGUGCGAUAUUUGAAAGCCGUGUCGGUUUGUGUAAAAUGUUAAUUACGUUGAUUUACGGUUUAGUUUGUUAACUGCGUGUCAAUAUUCAUUAAUGUUUUGGAAUAUAAAGUGUGCGUUGAUAAUUUAGAAGUUUUCAAUGGAAUUGCGGAAAUGUGUCUUAUGGUUAACGUAAAAAAUGAAUAAUGAAUCCGCGUAUGGUUAUGAUUAAUAAUAUUUUUCAAAAAAGUUUAAUUGAAAAGAUGCGAACUUCUCGUUUAAAACCUAGUGACGAACUUUUCGAAAAUCCAUUAAUUUGAAAUGACUCAUUAAAUAAACAUAUCGUUUGAAUGUGAUUAACGUGGAGUGUUUAUAAAACCCGUCAUGGUACGUCAUGUGGAAUUAGGAGCAGCUGCUUGGGAUAACGGAGCCCUAGCAGAAGGGGUGUGGGAAUAUGUCAGCGACCUGGUCAAGUCAUACAGGAGUCAGGAUGGCUCACAGGAUCUGGAACCGUACAAGAUGGCGUCGCUUCCGCUUUCCCGAGGCUCCACGUAUUCAAGUUCAGACUCGGAUGAUUCAGAUGCAGAUAGCGCGAUGUUGGCUUCCUGUAGCCUCCAAGAAAUCCGCCAAGAAGAUCUAGCUGCUAUUUUACCCGAUCAACAAGAAAUCGAUGCUUUCGAUUUCGAAUGUAAUCGAAGCGAUAAAAAUUCGCCGGCUACAGGAGACAUGUCUGGUUCGGACAUGGAACUACCUCAACAAGCGGUUAACGCGCUAAUACAGAGGACAACUGAGAGUUCCAGCGAAGGCGAAACGCAUGCGCCACCAAAUCCGGGCAGUUUAUACGCAAAUAGCUUAUUACAACAGUUCGUGGCGCAGACGCAGAUGUUAAAUACCCCUUGUCCUCCAAUACCGACUGUAAGUGAGGCAGUUAAACCUUCAACUAUUUCGACAACUAAUUUGGAUGCUCAAAAUGGCAAACCGGAUGCGGAAAUUGCUAAGAAAAGGCGAGGUAGACCGAAAAAAGCUGAAAAAGAUACUAAUCAAACGGAAAAAACUCAAGAAUAUUGCACCAACCCUAACGUUUCCCCCGAUUCCGGUAUACAAAAUAGCCCGGAUCACGUUUCAAGUCCAGAACCAAGUUUAUCCCCUAGUAUAAAACAGAAACCAACAAUUCCAAAAGAGGAACCUAAAAAGGUGGAAAAAUCCCCACCGAAAAUGUUAAAAAACGAUAAAACUGUGACUAGAACUAAUAAUAAUCUUAAACAAGUACCCGGUGUUGUUAAUUCGAAAGAAAUGAGUAAAAUUCCAGUAACUUCCAAUAGAUUUGAUAGAGUAAUGUACGGUAAUGCCGAUAGAGUAUUAUACCCACCGAGGAGAAAAGCGGGUAGACCGCCUACAGUUAAAAAAGGACCCGGUAGACCACCGAAGCAUAGAAUAACUUCCAAUACCGAUGCAAACAAUAAAACCUUAGACAAAUCUAAAGAAAAUCAACAAAAAGUAAAGAAAGGAAGAGUACUCAAUAGGCCGGUACUCAGUACGAAAAAUAAAAUAGAUAAAAGAAAUCGCUACCAAACCCUUAAAGUUCCCAAAUUGAUGCACAGUAAACAUAAACAUAAAAAGCAUAAAAAGUACAAAUUCAAAGUAUUAAAACCACUUACGACAUCAGAUCCCAAGAUAAAUAUAGAUAUCGACAAACUGAUUGCAGAUUUUAUUAAGUACUGUGCUAUAGCAACCAAACAACCUAAAGAAAAUGUACCAGAACAAAUAAUGAAAACGUUAAAGAAAGUUACUAAAAAAAGAAAAACAACCGAACAUUCAGAAAAGAAGAAAAAGAAACAAAACGUCAGUACUGCAGAUAACAAAGUAAAUAAUUCAAACGAACAACGUUUACCUCUCAAAAAGAGGCAUUACCAUCUAUUAAACAGUAACGAUAACAAAACGGAUGCGGAAGAAAUUAAAAUAGAACCCGAAGACAUUAAAACCGAAAAAAAUAAAUUAAAACAACCAAUACAGUCGUCCAAAAUUGAUAAACCGAAAUUAGGUAAUACAACUCCUAAAAGUGAAAGUCAGAGAGCACCAGUUUCUCCUAAGCACGUUCCAGUUAUUAAAACAAACGCUACUUCUUCACCUAAAGUACAAAAUAAUAAUAACAACGAAUACGAAGUGAAAGAAAAUACAAAAACUAUUAUAAAAGAAGCGAAAACUAUAACAAAAGAAGUAAUUAAAGAAAACGCCAAAUCAUCUCAUAAAGAAUCUGCAAAAAUAACGGUCAAAGAAACAGUAAAACAGUCUGCUAAAGAACAAGUAAAACCAAUCGUAAAAGAAACAAAACCAGCAGGAAAAGAUGUAACAAAAACUACAAGUAAAGAAAUUAAAAAAGAUACAGGAACAAAACGCGAUAGCCAUAUUAAAGAAGCAAUCGAAGCUUGCAUAAAUCGUUUUUCCGAUGAAUUACCAACAUCUCCUAAUUCUAUUGAAAAGAAAACAAAUUCAAUUACCACAACUCCUAAAAAACGACAUAGAUUAGAAAUGGUAAAUUCUAUAGAACAAUUAGACGCCGUAAUAAAAGUAGAGCCUGUUUCAACAACCGAAGAAGAAGAAGAAGAUAAACCGAAAAUAAAUAUCGAAUCGUUUAUAACCGAAUUGAAAGCCAAAAGGAAUCUCAUCGCUAAAACCUCGACAACCGUUGACAACAAAAAACUAAUAGAAAAAAUAGAAGAAGUUAAAAAAGAACAACCAGUCAACGAUCAAAGUACCAAAUUAUCUCCUGAAUCUGCUAAGAAGAAAGUAAGAAAAAGAAGAGCCAUCAAUAGAACCGGAUUUCCGACUGUAAAAAAGAAAAAAAAGAAAACGAUCGUUGAAUGCUCAAUACCAUUACCAAUACAAUCUUUACCUUCCAACGCUUGCGAUCGAGUACCCAAGGAAGGUGAAGAAUACAUAAAAUUUGUUCAGAGAACGGAAAAAUCCGAAAUUUCAGUAUCCACGCCAGUCACACCGGAACAAGAUAAAAUAGACGAUUCUUCCCGUUGGGAAUUGAUGAGCGAAUGCGAAAGUUUACCCCAGGAUGAAAGGACCGAAUUCGAAGAUGAUGUUAAAUCCGAAAGGAUGACACUUCGUCAACGAGACUUUUCUCCUUCAUCAGUUGACACUAGAAGUAGUGAUCGCAGCAAAUAUAAACCGGACGACCCGGAAAACGAUCUCGAAUUAUCUCUCGAAUCAAGCAUAGAGCGUCUACGAUCCAGACUAGAAGAACGCGCGAAGCGCAAAAGGAGUAAAGAAAAGCUGUUUGAAAACAACUACCCUAAGAGGAAAUUGAGAGACGUGUCACCUGCUAGUAGUAUCGAACCAUUGAUCGAAAGAAGAUUAAAGGAGGACAGAGCGUCGACUUCGGGAGAUGAAAAGAAAGUGAGGAAAGGUUUAAGAUGGAGAAAAAAGUAUCUCGUUGCCGGAUUGUUCUCGGAUUACUAUAAAGAGGACGACGAAACUAUUCGUCAAAAACGUACCGAGAAUGCUAAUAAACCAUCCCGGAAUAUAACUUACAACGCAGCUGAUCAUCCAUACGGUCUCUUACCACCCCCGUAUCAUUGUGGAAAGUAUCUUAGGUGCAGAAAACUUCCUUUUCAAUUACCUUACGAUAUCUGGUGGCAACAUACACAUUCUCAGCUACCAGGUAGAGAUAUAGUACCGUCUUGGAAUUACAAGAAAAUUAGGACCAACAUUUACAAUGUCAAAACAACAACAGGUACUUGUGAACCUCAAUCAUGCAAUUGUAAACCUUCAAGUAACUGUGGAGAUGAUUGUAUCAACAGAUUAGUAUAUUCGGAAUGUCCAGCUUCCCAUAGGUGCCUCAAUCAAAGGAUACAAAGGCAUGAUGGAGCACCGGGAUUAGAAAAAUUCAUGACAGAAUCUAAAGGUUGGGGAGUUAGAACUAAACUACCAAUAAAAACAGGCGAAUUUAUUCUCGAAUAUGUUGGUGAAGUAGUAUCUGACCAAGAAUUUAAAGAACGCAUGGGUACAAUUUACACCAAUGAUACCCACCAUUAUUGUCUACACCUCGAUGGGGGGUUGGUAAUAGACGGUCAUCGUAUGGGCGGUGAUGGGAGAUUCGUUAAUCAUUCUUGCGCGCCGAAUUGUGAAAUGCAAAAAUGGUCUGUCAACGGACAAUUUAGAAUGGCCUUAUUUUCCCUUAGAGAUAUUGAAGCCGGCGAAGAAUUAACUUACGAUUACAAUUUCUCUUUGUUUAAUCCAGCCGAGGGACAAGAGUGCAAAUGCGGCAGUGAACUUUGUCGAGGAGUAAUCGGUGGUAAAACACAACGAGUUCGACAAUUACCUGAUCAAUCGACUGCCGAUAAAAAGAAUCCUGGUCGAGUAGGAAGACCGCGGAAAAACGAAGCGAAAAAGAAAUCUACCAACAACAACAACAAAGAAAUCGAAAAACCACCCGUGGCCCCUCAAACGUUGCCUAUUAUCCAAGUUAAACCUGUCAGUCACCAACAGAAAUGCUUCAUUUUAGAACACCAGUGCUUUUUAUUGAGAAACUUGACAAAGGUAAGGAAAGUUCGUGAUAGAUCACUCAGCACUGCUUCGGGUACAUCCAGACCACAAACCGCCACGCCUACCGAUACCAGCACAUUUAUUAAUCAAUUGAACGCCCUUCAAAAACCCAGGAAUAUGAAAACUAGAAGAUUAGCACAAGCCGAAGACGAUCCAGAACUUAACAAGACCGUUAAACUGGCAACGCUUCUUAAGGAUAUAUGGACUGCCGUAACAACUGCUAAAGAUUCAAAAGGCGAUCUUCUGAGUAUACCGUUCUUAACAAUGCCAUCAAAACGUAAAGUACCCGAAUUUUAUACCAGACUUUCUAAUCCCAUAGACCUAACUAUUAUAGAACAAAAUAUAGCUACUGGAGUGUACAAGACAGCAGAAAGUUUUGAUGAAGACUUUAACCUGUUAUUUAGGAAUUAUAUUCGUUUCUAUGGGCGUACUAGCGAGAUGGGUAUCGCUAGUGCUAAAUUAAAAAAAAUUUACACAGAUUCCAAGAGGGAAAGUUUAACAAAAUUCGAAGAUACUUUAGGAGAAAAACCGCCCUCUACGUUUGUCUCCAAUAAGAAGAAGAAUGAAGAAGAAGAUAUUAUAAGGUGUAUUUGUGGUAUACCGAGAGACGAAGGACUCAUGAUACAAUGCGAGCGUUGUAUGGUUUGGCAGCAUUGUGAAUGCGUGAAAGCUGAUGCUAGUGCUCCCAGUUAUCAUUGCGAGAUUUGCGUACCAAGAGAAGUCGACUAUGAGAUUCCUUUGAACGAGUUUACCGAGCAUGGACACAGAUAUUACAUGACUUUAAUGCGAGGCGAUCUUCAAUUGCGACAAGGAGAUACCGUGUAUGUUCUACGAGAUAUUCCUAUAAAAGGUACCGAUAAAAAGCAUACUUAUGAUACGAUAGGGAAGAUAGAAUACACCGAUUUAGACAUAUUUAGGAUCGAAAGGUUAUGGAAAGAGGAAAAGACCGGUAAACGUUUAGCGUACGGUCACCAUUACCUAAGACCCCACGAAACUUUCCACGAACCGACUAGAAAAUUUUUCCCGAAUGAAGUUAUGAGAGUACCUCUCUACGAAGCAGUGCCUGUUGAAUUGAUUAUAUCCCAUUGUUGGGUUAUGGAUGUAAAUACUUAUUGUAAAGGUAGACCUAUAGGCUCCUCUCCGGAUCAUAUAUACAUAUGCGAAUAUAGAGUUGAUAAAGGAGCUAAAAUGUUUAGCAAAGUAUCAAAAUCUAAGUUUCCCAUAUGCACGAAAAGCUUUGCUUUCGAGCACUUUGAGACGCGCUUAAAAAUAUCUAGGACGUAUUGUCCUCACGACGUCGAUGAGGCGUUUAUGAAAUCUACAGGGAGAAAACAAAAAAACGAUGAGGCAACUAGUAAAAGUGGAUCGGCAAGUGGAGGAACAAGCGUUAAACAGGAAACGCCGAGUACCAAUGUCGUACCACAAACUGUCGUUAAGACUCUCGCUGAACAAAAGGCACGUCUCAAUCGAGUUUUAUUAUCUCUCUUAAGCAAAAUGCCUACAAAGCAAGUCCUCGACGUUUCGUAUCUUUUAGAAGGAGGACGUCGGAGGAAAAAACAAACCGAUAAUGCUACUAGUAAAUAAUAGAUAAUGUUUCAUCGGUUAUUAAAAUGGGUGAUAUUUUUAGAUAUUUUCUAUUAUAGACCAGUUGAUUGAAAACGAAUUUUUACUUUCAAUUUCUUAAAAUUUGUUUUAGAAUGAUAAGGAAAAAAGUAAUCAAUUCUAAGAUUAAUUUUUUUUUAUAUAUGUAUAUGUAUAUAUAAUAUUUGAAUUUAAUAAUUUUAAUUCGUAUCAACUGGUCUUAAUUAUGUUUAAAGCAGAGAUCUGCAAUUGAUGUUUUAAAUAUUAUUGAAUAUUUUACGAGAGUUUAAUCCAUAGAAAGAUUUUUCACUUUCUAAUUUGUUGAUUCAUAAGAAAUGUUGUUAAAGGACAGUUUAAAAUCACGGAGUUGUAGUUAAAGCGAAUUUGACUUUUUUUUAAAGCAAAAAUAUGUGAAUGAAAAUAAUUCAUUACGAAAAAAUUGAAAGCGUCCUAGCACAACGAGAAAUUGUAAAAUAACAUUCAACCCUUGAUCGAAUUUUCUCAUUAUAGAUAGAAAUUUUGUCAUGGAAUAAUUAUCAUUUUUCAAAAUCAGAUUUUUUUCCAAAAUAAAUAAUAAAAAGUUGAAGAAGUAUUUACGGAUAUAUAAAUAUUCUAAAUUUGAUUGAUUUUUUUAUUUGAAUCACUUUUUAUGGAUUAACUCGUAUUGUUUUCAUGAAUAGGUGAUAUUCUAACAACAUCAAAUAUUAUAAUUUCCUCUCUUUUAUAAUUAAGUUUCGAAACACUUAUUGGUGCACUUUGUACAUUGUUCUGUUUUUUAUCUCACUUGGUAAUUUUAAUAACUAGUCAUAGUAUUGUUAAUAAGUUUUUUUAUUGAUGAGCACAUAUAUUAUUUAUUUGUACAGAGAAAAAAAAUUGUUGCUUAUAUUUUCGUGUUGAAAUUGCAUCUUAUAUUAGGUACAAACUAUUUACAUUUUUUAUAUAUACGCGAUGUCUAUCGACAGAUAACUUGUAUGUAAUUGUUUAUUUACAGGGUGAACUUUCAACAUUAACACAAAUUUUUUUCAAGCUUGUAACAGUAAAGGUUCAAAUAUAAUUUUAUAACAAGUUUGAAUGUAUUUAAUAAUUUCACGUAUAAUAAUUUUUGUCUGUGUUACUGUUUGCCAACAUGGUAGUUGUUUUAUUUAUUAAUCUAUGGAUCGAUUCCUUCUACUACCGAAGUGUAUAUGGGUAAAUACCAAGAAAUCGAUGAAAUGGAAAAAAAUCGAACAGUUCGAAAGAAGUUAAGAUUACCAUUAUAUGUAUAAGGUUAGGGAAUUGACAACUAAAAAGAAACCAAAUAGCCUACAUCCAGGUUUGUUGGAUGCCGAUGGAAAACUAAUAUCCAAAAGCUCAAAGCUUAUAAAGAUGUGGAAGACUUAUGCAGAAACUUUCUGAAUAUUGAAAUUAGUGUGCAAAACAGAAAAUCAGUUUCUUGAUAUUUUGACCACCCUUUUUAACACCAUCUAUUAUAGAGGAAAUAUUCCAGAAGACUAAUUGCAGUCAACCUUCUAUCCCUAAAAACCACAUAAAUCACAUAACGAAGUUUUUUACCAAAAUUAUACCACCUUCGCUCAAAUAGUGACAUAAGCCAAAAAACAGUCUAUCGAGUUAUAAGGGGUUUGAAAUUAAUUCUAAUUUCGAUUUUCACUUUUCGGAUGAUGAAUUAAAAACUAAUAAGGUUACCACAAUAGUAAUUAUGUAUGUGACAUUAAUUAAGAUAAAAUUCUCUAGCACCAAUGGUUCAGUGAAAGAGAUUUUCUUCAAAUUUCUAAUGAAUGCAAUUUACGAAUUUACGUAAAAAUUUAUGAAACUAUUGAAGGGUUCAUCCUGUAUAAACCCCAAUAAAAUUCUCUAACAUACUAUUAUGCAUACUUUAGGUCUUUUCAUCUUAAACAGUUUUCCCUUAUCAACAGCUCCCGUACUUGAACGGUUUGGUCUGUAAAAGGUUGACACCUUCCGAUGUAAUAAAAAAUUAUUUGAACAUUUCUUAUAAAGCCUAUCAAGUGCCGUUGAGUUAGACUGAAAUAAUUUAUUAUUUGAAAAGACCUAUAUUUACUAUUUUUUAUGGCAUACUAAUUUUUUAUUAUAUUGAAUCGCCUUUAUAGACAUACUUUAUACUAAUUUUUUUAUUGACAAAUUUGUUGUAAUUUUUUGUAAAUAGGAUUUUAUUAAAAGUGAUUUUUGAUAAAUGAUUAUCAUGGAAUUGUAAUUUUUGUAAAAAUUAUAUUUAUUUCUUUUUCACGACUUUAUUGUUAAGAUUUGUUGCUAUACACGGUGGAUUGAAAAUUAUUUCUGUAAAUGGUAUAUUUUUGACAAAACAAAUUCCCAAUACAACCAUUUUGUAUAUUCAAAUCAAUUCAAACUAUAGUUUUAAUUUUUUUGUACAGUGUGAUCACUUUAAUUCGUACACAACUAUUAAAAUUUAUGAUUCCAAUAGAACUGGUCACAAAAACGUGAAAAGUUUGUGUCAAACUUUGAAAGAUUACAUAGAAUGUUCCAAUUUUUCAUUAUUACUCAAUUUAAUCGAUUAAAAGUGUUCUGAUCAAUUCAAAACUAUUAUUUAUUAUUAAAAAUCAAAGAUAUACGGUUUAUCAUCAUCUUUACGGUCUAUUACAAGUACCAUCCAGUUUGCUGCACCAAUCUUUGUAGUAUCUUCAAAGACCCCGUCUCUCCAUCUUAGUCUUAGUCUCUCUAUUCCUCUACUUAACGUUGGUAUAACCUUAAAGUUCUUUUUUGUGGGCACGCUGUUGUUAAUACGUGCCACAUGUCCUGCCAAUCUUGAUUGUUGUUAUUACAGUAGAACUCCAAUUAUCCGAAUUAAUGGGGCCCGGGACCCAUUCGGAUAAUCAAAUAUUCGGAUAAUCGGAGUUUUUUUUAAAAAAAUUGCCAUUGGAGAGAAAAAUGUACGUUUUGAUAUUGCACUAUUUUUUUAUUGAAUUAAAUGAAAGAAACAUGAUAUUUUCACAUGUUUUAAAUAUAAAUAAAAUGUACUUAUGUACAAGUUUAGAAAUAAAAAUCAUUGUUUUUCAAACAUCUCCGUCAAUGUAAGCUGUUUUGCGUUCUUCAUCCGUUUUAGGGCAGCCAGGUCACGCAUUCGCUUGACGGUGAGCAGUUGCAAGAGGUCACACUCGGGCUGACGCUCCAUCCACUUCAAAGCAGUCUAGAGGCCGGCAAAUGCUUCACUAGCUGAUGGUCCAGCGUCUACUUCAACAUCAGCAGAAAGUUCUUCUUCCACUUCAACAUCUUCUCUCACACUUUCAACAAUUUCAUCGUCAUUGAGAAUUUGAAAACCAGGGUCAGACGUGUCACAAGCCAUCCACUCUCCUACAUCUUCAGCACUUACUUCUGUACAACCAGGAAUUUUUACAAUCAUUUUUCUUAUUUCCUCUAGUGGCAACGCAUCUUCAUCAUCUUCAUCCUCUCCAUUUUCUUGUUUCUCAUUUUCUUCAGAUUCUUUUUUUUGUUCUUCUCAGACGGUAGGCCUUUCAGUUUAUUCCACGCACGUCUUAGCGUCACUGCCGUAACCAAACUCCAAGCUUCCGCUACCAUGUAACAGCAGUCCUUUAAAUUUAUUUUGCUAUGAUUUGCCAAAACUAAUUCUUCAUCUUCAGCACCUUCGAUCAGCAGUUUUCUCAGCAGUUGCCUUCUGUAAUGGCGCUUCAUUGUUUCAAUAACAGACUGGUCCAUGGGUUGCAGCAAACUUGUAACAUUGGGGGGCAAAAACGUCGUUUUAAACUGCCCAUUCUCUUUUUCCAACAGUUCUGCUGUAGGAUGAGUGGGUGCGUUAUCAACAAUUAAAAGCACCUUACUGCCUUCUUUUCCCACCGAUUUUUGGUGCUUUUUCACUUCAGGAAUAAACACUUCAUCAUCCCAUUCGGUAAACAAAGCUGCAGUCAUCCAGGCCUUGGGUUGACUUUUGUAGAAGAGUGGAAGUUUUUUUACGUUUUUAAAUGCUCUUGGAUUUUUUGAUUUUCCUAUCAAAAGAAGUGGUAGUUUAUGAUUUCCAGUGGAGUUGGCACAGUUAAGCACUGUAACACGUUCUUUACUGACCUUAUGUCCAGGGGCACUAGAUUCCCUUUUAGAAGCCAAAGUGGUUUUUGGUAAUGCUUUCCAAACAAGGCCAGUUUCAUCAGCAUUAUAAACAAACGCCGGAUCAUAGGAUUCUGCUGCAGUUUUAAAUUUUUCAAUAAAAUUUUCAGCAGCUGCAGAGUCUGCUGAAAGCUUCUCACCAGCCAAAUCUAACUCGCGUACACCAUGCCUGAAUUUAAAGUUCCUUAGCCAGCCGUUACUAGCCUUAAAAGAUGAAUAACCAAGCUUUUCUGCUAAGAUUUUGGCUUUUUCACAAAGGAUUGGACCUGAAAUAGGAUUUCCCAUAGAACGUUGCUGCAAAAACCAUUUAAACACGGCAUCUUCCAAAUUUUUGUUGGUUGCUGUCUUCAUUGUUUUCCUGGAGGAACUUUCAUCUUCAUUUUCAAGCACCGAAACAAAGUUUAAAAGUGUUGACUUACUGUUUUUAAUGUCACAAAUUGUUGCUUGUCCAACACCAUAAAUCUCAGACAACUUCUUACCCGUUACACCUUUAUCGAGUUGCUCUAUAAUUUUCAGUUUGUCCGCUAACGAUAGCACAACACGUUUUCUUUUCGAAGCCAUGGUAAAAAACAAUACAGUACAUACAUAUUGUACACGCACAAACAAAAGUAAGCCGUAGCGAAAGAGUAACGUCCUCGAGCAAGGUCAAUAGCACACUGACUAUGUACAAUCAAAACAAACAAUGACAGGUGCGCCGUGACUGCAAUGCGCCGGAACUGGAGUGGGGACUCAUACCACGUGUUGUGCCUACACUGACUUCGCGGAGGGAAGGAUAAUAGUGAGCGAACGCGCAAACACUGGCUUCUCGGGGGGAAGAAUAAUAGCGCACUUAGACUUUUUUUGGACAAAUUGUCCAUCCAAGUCUUCUUCUGUUUCUCGUUCUUAUAAUCUGACUUCUAGUAUUCUUCUUGUUAUCUGUUCCUUACUUGUUCUUUUUACAUGUCCGAAUUAUCUUAGUUGAUUUUCUUCUAUGUAUUAUUCUACAGAUUUUGUAUUCAAUAUUUGACUGUAGUAUUUGUUUUUGACGUGAUCUAAUCAAGUAUUGAUCUCAAUUUUCCGGAGGAAUCUUAUUACUGUUGUUUGUAUCUUUUUCCUGUGUCUUUCAGUCAUUGACCAUGUUUCGGAACCAUAUAUUGGUCUAUUGCUUUUGUCUACUGUUGUCUCAGUAUGAAUAUUGCGUUUUACGUGCCCCUAUUGGGUCUAAAUCUAAACUAAGUUCCUUCUAAUUUUCCCCUCAAUAUCUUUUCUAUGAUUAAUAAUUUUUAAUGCUGAAAAAAGAAUAUAGCAAAGCUAUUACUCUUGGUUUUUUAACCACAUAGCAAAAUUUUCAAAAGGUGAAAGUCAUAGGACAGUUAAACAUAAACUGAGUGUCACAAUUCACCCCUAUUUUACUCUUUACCUAGAUGGGUGCUGUUUCAUGAAUUUGUUUUUACCACAAAAUAAUUUAUGAGACAAAUUAUAGAUAUUGAAAUUUAUUAUAGGUAGCGUCACAUUAUAUAUACAUUUUCUAUAUGAUUCUAACUUCGGGAACAUUGGAUCAAUUCCAAAUUACAAAAUUUCAAAUGUACUUCUAAUCCAAACCAAAUCAAACUAGAAAAAUUUUUAAGAAAAGUGUUAUUAUCCCUAUAGUAUGGAAAAUUUAUGUUUUUACCCCCAAUAUGUAAAGAAAUUUAUUUUUUCUUGUGAUACACUGUACGAAAAAUGCAUUUAUGUUUGCAAGAUAACUACUGUGAAAUUUUUAUAUUGUUGUAGACAUCCUGUAUACGUUGAAAAAGGGUUUUCCCUUAUUUACGAAAUGGUAUUAUUUGUAUUUAUUUAUAUAGCUGUGUAUAUAAUUUCUUUAGGUACCUAUUAUUUAUAUCAUUUAAUUUAUUUCUAAAAGAAUGGUAAUUGUUCUUGCCUGAUUGAAAGUAACAAUAUAAUAACACUAUGUUAAUAUCACAGUAGGAUAUAUAUAUAUAUAUAUACUUUUUAUGAUAAAUAAAGUUGUUAUAUUUUCUGAAAAA
Molecule: messenger RNA, 15054 nt
Organism: Diorhabda carinulata
Lineage: Eukaryota; Metazoa; Arthropoda; Insecta; Coleoptera; Chrysomelidae
Gene: ash1
Product: histone-lysine N-methyltransferase ash1
Exons: 16
Coding region: 3209-8962 (1917 amino acids)
Cellular component (GO): nucleus
Molecular function (GO): chromatin binding; DNA binding; histone methyltransferase activity
Source: RefSeq, a predicted model, not a curated record